Messenger RNA from Mytilinidion resinicola, 1193 nucleotides. RefSeq lists its product as uncharacterized. The coding region runs from base 131 to 1087 and encodes 318 amino acids. The record is from RefSeq and is a predicted model, not a curated record. Lineage: Eukaryota; Fungi; Ascomycota; Dothideomycetes; Mytilinidiales; Mytilinidiaceae. The transcript is spliced from 2 exons.
CCUAAGUUUGUUUAGAAGGCUCAAUACUGACCUUUGAAGUCGUGGUGUUGUACAGUACAGCUCGCAUAUAGUCGAGUGUCUUCACCCUCAUUACGUACUUAACACGCCUACGGAGUAUACUCCUCUCAUCAUGACGCUGACUACAAUUCUAAAGCAAACCGGCGUAAGCGGUACACGGGUUCCAGGAGUCUUACAAGACUGGCGGACUCUUAUGAGCCAAGAGUAUGAUGCAAAGUGGGAAAGCAUACCUCCAAAACAACGAGCAUUAUCAGUGCAGUUCUCACUCUCGCCAUCAGAGGAGUCCGUCAGGCAAGGCCUACUCUCCGACGCCGAAGGGAGCACUGGUUACCUGCAUCAACCAUUUUCCCCGCUCUUCUCGAAGCUGUCCGCAGAGUUGCGAGAGAUCAUUUACCGCGAGGCACUUUGCAAUGAUCCAGGGCUGUAUAUAAGACCAUCAUGGGAAACGACAAGCAAACAAGAACAAGACCACAAGCCGCGGUUGACAUGCACGACAGCCGCGAGAUUCGAGGAUGAGCCUUUGAUUUUUUGGCGACAGUGGGAGAGCUACGAAGAUCAAGUCGAGGCGAAAAAACCCGUUCUCUCUCUCCCGUUAACCUGUCGCGCGAUCUAUCUUGAGACUAUUGACCUCUUAUACGCCGUCAACACUUUUAUUCUAGAGGACCCAAGUCUCCUUCUCCUUUCUAGCUCUAUUCCUCCGCAGCGUUUCGAUAAUAUCAGAGCGCUUUCCCUGCAUUUCACCCAAUACGGGUCCUACAGCCCGGAGCUGCGGCGCCAGGGAAUGAAGACAUGGGAGCGGGUGUGGAGUACUAUUGCAAAAUUAGAGAAGCUGAGAACGCUGCACAUAGAUCUUAUCGCAGAAAUGGAUAACGAGGAGGAGUGGCUGGCACCUUUGAAUAGCUUGAGGUGUAGUGGACACUUCACUGUGCGGACGGAUGACGAACCUCUCGACAAAGUGGUACGCCGCAUUAGACGUGAAGGGGGCACUUUUAGCAUUCAACUGGACUUGUCAAGUCCACUCGGAAUGUCGAUGAGCGAUGCAAGAGGUGUGCCAGGGUGGACUUAUUAGGUAGACUCGAACAAGUGAUCUAAAAUUACCUGCCAACUGCAAACCCUGUCUCCCGGGGUAUUUUGAAAGGAAAUCUAGACGCAAAGAAAAAAGAAGCAUUGAGAAG